ACUGUUAGAACGACACAAUGAGUGGACGGGUUGGAGACUUGAGCCCACAGCAGGAUGAAAUCUUAACUGAGUUUCGGGGCAGGAUCCAGGACAUCCUCCCCAACCUGCCGGCGCAGCACGACCACUACCUCCUGCGCUGGCUCAGAGCCCGAAGCUUCAACGUGCAGAAAGCUGAGAUUAUGAUCAGAAAGCACGUGGAGUUCAGGAGGAAGAUGAAAGUAGACAGCAUCAUAUCUGACUGGAAACCUCCAGAGGUGAUUGAGAAGUACGUGUCUGGAGGGAUGUGUGGGUACGACAGAGAGGGAAGUCCGAUCUGGUACGAUGUGAUCGGUCCUCUGGACCCUAAAGGUCUCCUGCUGUCCGCCACCAAGCAGGACUUCCUGAAGACGAAGAUCAGACACACUGAGAUGCUGCAGAGGGAGUGUCGGAGGCAGUCUGAGAAGUUGGGGAAGAACAUUGAAGCCAUUACUCUGAUCUACGACUGUGAAGGACUCGGACUCAAACACAUUUGGAAACCUGCUAUUGAAGCUUAUGGAGAGAUCCUCACCAUGUUUGAAGAUAACUAUCCAGAGGGGCUGAAGAGAGUGUUUCUUAUCAAAGCUCCCAAGAUGUUUCCGAUGGCCUACAACCUCAUCAAACACUUCCUGUGUGAGGAAACGCGACGCAAGAUCAUCGUUAUAGGAAGUAACUGGCAGGAGGUGUUACGUAACCAUAUUGACCCGGAUCAGCUUCCUGUGGUGUACGGAGGAACCCUGACUGAUCCUGAUGGAGACCCUCGCUGCAGAACGAUGCUGAAGUACGGCGGUACAGUGCCCCGGUCGUACUACAUUCAGGACUCGGUGAAGGUUCAGUACAACAACAGUGUGACCAUCAGCCGCGGAUCGAUCUUCCAGCUGGAAUAUGAUGUUACAGCCCCCAGCAGCCUCUUGAGGUGGCAGUUUGCCAGCGAUGGCGCAGAUAUCGGAUUCGGAGUCUACAGACGGACCAAAGAGGGCGGAGGUCAGAAGGUGGCUGAGAUGCUGCAGGUUCUGCCCAGCGAACGCUACAAUGCACACCUGGUCCCCGAAGACAGCUGCCUCACCUGCCCCGAGGCCGGAGUCUACGUGCUGUGUUUCGACAACAGCUACAGCAUCCUUCAGUCCAAGAAGGUGAGCUACAACGUCGAGGUUCUUCCUCCGUCGGACGGACAGAUGCAGAGUCCACACAGCCGAGGAGACAGAAGGCUGCAGUGAGGAAGUCCUCCGAGUAUCAGACCCGGAUUUACCCCAGGGGCUAAAACGAGCAGUGAACACCCUCCAGUUCUCAGACUUAGUACUUUGUUUAUGGUCAUUUUAUUGAGAGUUGCACAGAUUUCUUGUUUACGUCAUGUUCAAGCAGAGGUUGUAGAAGUACACACAUUCUCUAUGCAAAUAAAAGCACAGAUGCUUGUUUACUCAAGUAAAACAAAAAUUACAGGUUACUCAGAGUGUAAAAGUACUCUGUUGGUGUCUCUGAAGGAUGUUUAUGUGCAGACUGAAACUACAAAUAGGGUUGAGUCUCCCUCUUUUUUGUCUUGUUACCAGUCCUAAUGUUAGGAAGACGUGCAAAGAUGCCAAACAAAUACAAAUAUAAGUUCUGCAAAAACAAGAAUUUAAAAAUGUUAAGUUACUCAUUUAUCUAGGAAAACCUGCAAUUUAAACACAAGAUAAACUGAAUCGAUCGAUUAGGGCCCUGUUAGUUCAGUUCAUGUUGUGCUAGUGGUGCAUACAGUAUUACCUAACUAAUCUGACACAACAUGGAUAGACCUUGUCCACCAACAAGGAACCGGCUCCGUGGGGAGAAGUGGGGGUAGUGACUAAUGCAGGGGUGGCAUGAAGUUCGGGUCUCAGCUUUAAGAAUUCCAGCACAGUUUCUGGACCCCAGUGUGCAGAAAUAUUCAAAUAUACUCGGAGAAAAUAACUUUUAUACCACAUGCAAAAGGCUACGCUGGAUUAGCAUAAAGUGUCUGCAAAGGGCAGACUCGUAGGAUCUCAUAGGACCCAUUUUCAUUCAGAUAUCUUGAGGUCAGAGGUCAAAGGAUCACUUUAAAAAUGCCCAUUCCAGUUUUUCCAUCGCCAAAAUGUG
Messenger RNA from Morone saxatilis (striped sea-bass), 2103 nucleotides. It is a transcript of the gene sec14l7, whose product is annotated as SEC14-like lipid binding 7. The record is from RefSeq and is a predicted model, not a curated record. The transcript has 12 exons. Lineage: Eukaryota; Metazoa; Chordata; Actinopteri; Moronidae. The coding region runs from base 18 to 1232 and encodes 404 amino acids. Gene Ontology annotation, cellular component: cytoplasm.